Messenger RNA from Malania oleifera, 966 nucleotides. RefSeq lists its product as uncharacterized. The transcript has a single exon. Bases 137 to 793 code for a protein of 218 amino acids. The record is from RefSeq and is a predicted model, not a curated record. NCBI's taxonomy places the organism in Eukaryota, Viridiplantae, Streptophyta, Magnoliopsida, Santalales, Ximeniaceae.
CUACACACCUACACAUGUAUAAAUCACCACCCAACACCACAAAUUUAAAUUUGGAGACAAGAGAGAGAGAGAGAGAGAGACGCAAAGAGAAAGAGAUAGACAGAAAAAGCGAGAGAGAGAGAAGCAGUUGGAUAGGAUGGACGGCGCAAUGGAGUUUUCGCCGGCGCUGGAAGUUUCGGCCGUAAACUACUUGUGCUACGGGUUGACGGUGGUGGUUAAUAAUCUGUGGCCGUGCGUCGCCGUCAUAGCGGCCGCGUUGAGCUUCUGGAGAAUCAGAUUCAGAGCCGCCGAUUCCUCGGCCACCGCCGCCGGCUCCAGCCUGUCGAUCAAGCCCGAUCCGCCCACUUGUGCUCCAGCUGAUUCCGAUCGAAACGCCAGUGAUGCGUCGGCUUCGACCUCGCCGCUCAAUUCGACGUCGGAGGACCGCCCCGUUUCAGCUCCGGCAGUGCUUUUAGCCAGCUCUGCCGCCGCGGCUCCGGCUACGUCGUGGGAAUGCGAUGCAGAAGAUGAUUGCGGAGUGGUGACGAAAGGGAAUAAGUUCAGGCUGUAUUACGAAGAUGGCGGAGAGAGUACCGUGGUGGGUGGAAGUGGGGGUAGCACUGCUCGGAACGACGACGUUUUGACGGGCGGAGGUGGCGGCGUCGGUGUCAGCUGGUGGGAGAGAUCAGUGGGGAAGGGGAGGAGAAGAAGUGGGGGGAUGGGAUGGUACAGGUGUCAGGAUUUGACGGUGAUUAACGGGAGCGUGGUGAGAUUAUGGGAUGAUGGAUGUGGGUUCAUGGCAAUUGGUAUGUAGGACUUAGGGCAGGGGAUCAUUAGAGGAGUACCGCCUAUGCAAUAAUAUAUAUAUAUAUACUGUGUUGUUAGUUUUAAUUUAAUUAGUUGCGUUCAUCAAGCUUUAAAUGUACAGUUAAUUAGUCAUCAUGAUGAAGCUUUUAAUUAAUUAAAUUAUGUGGAAUUAAUGAUAAA